AUGGCGUUUCACACAGUGUGGCCGUCUCUGGCACGGCAUGUGAUACUUGAUCCAGAGAAGCCUAACAUACUCUUUUCCUCAGAUAUCCCUGCUAAGAUUGCAACGUGUGUCGCUGAUAUGCAUUUGUUUGAAGGAGGUGCCACAAGCAGGCUUGUGGACUUGACUCAGAGCAUUCGAAGCUUUAACAUUGUGCUUGAGCUAAAUGCGCUUUUGGUUAGAGUUCCGUCUUUGGCCCCUUCUGGUUUUGUCCGUCGAAAUCAGAUUUUUGUUGCGAAAACAACAAAACCACACCAUAUUCUGGCACCCCCUACACUCCAUGAUCCGCGCCUUCUUGAAGUAUGGGGUUCAGUACUUCGCUCUGCGUGUGAUGGAGAGGUUUUCGUUGUUAGUACUACCCUUGUCUUGGAACAACUUACAGUGGACUUGGCAAACGUGGCAAACAUACAGAUCGGGUUUUCUCAGCCGCUGGCGGUGCUCGUAGACCACGUGAAUAUUACUGACACUAUAAAGGAGUAUAUUUGCCGCAAGUUGCGGGCUGAACUUCGAAAUAAUUCAAACCUCCCUGCUGAUAUUGCCAACUCAUCUACAAUCUUGCAAGAGCUGCCAGUGCCCAUGGUCAGUAUGCGGGAUUUCUCGUCGCAGCAGGAUGAAAGUACUCUUUUCGAUCUUACUCUUGACUCUGAAGGAGUGUUCGAGAAGCUGUUUGACAUUGGUGAUGAUGAUUUUGAUGUUUCCGCAGAUGAACUACGCUUAUUAGGCUCUGAUGACAGUGGGAAAUGCACAGCUAAUGAUGAUGACGAUGAAUGCUAUGCUGACUAUGCAACUAAAAUUGGAUCAGAGAUGCUGAGUAUCUCAACCGCUUUCAAAAUAAUUGAGCGCAACCUCAGCGCACACGCAGGUAAUAGCCAAGAGUCAUUUACCUUCCAGGAGGAGAAUACUGACCGAGAGGAGGGCAUCAACUCGGGAAAAUUCCGUGAGAAUGUACAAAGCCUGAACCCCGGUGAACAAUUGUCGCUGAUGAAUUCAGCAGAAACAUUACAUUCAAAUCUUAAAGACAUUGGACCCGCAUAUCCAGACAUUGGAUGUUUAUCCUUAAAAGCUAAUCCAGAAGACAAUAUUACAUUGAAAAAGAGUCUAUUACAACCGGCUCUGUUACAGCCAAUGCAAGAACUACAACCAAAUCCUCCCAACGAAUCGAUGUCUGGUGAUACCAUUCAACCCGAUGUGUUUAGCCAACGGGAAUCCAGCAUUCCAACCUCAGUCAGUACUUUUGCUACCAAAUCCGAAUCGAGUACGCUGUCUAAUGGUAGGGCCAAUCCUAUGACGAUGGGCUUACAGGAAUCUCCAACACUCUAUGAACUUAACUCUAGCCGCGACCGCGCCAAUAUUGAAGAACCAGGCUUUUCAUCUGGUUCUAUCCUAGUUGCUGAAACUAGUACCCGGACAAACUCGCCCGCAAAGAGUCCAAAAAACCAGACAAACUUUUCUGAGUUCACUCCCAAACCUUCUGGAUCCCCAGUUCGUUUAGCGCAAACGACUUCCCAAUCCCCAACCGGCAAAAAGACGUCCAUUGCCUUGAUCACUACAGAGGACAACUUUGGCUUGGAGUACGCCUUCAGGGACCAAUCCACCGAAGUACCCUCUUUCAUCAAACAGGAUAAAAAGUUCAAGUUCAUUAAGAUUGGCAAAGUACAAAAAUUUGUACAUAUGUUUGAGGAGCAGACAGAAGUCGAGCCAAAAAGUAAUCUUGGCAGUCGAAAUUCAACGCGACCUGCUAGCCCAUUGAAAACCUCGAGUUGA
Messenger RNA from Clavispora lusitaniae ATCC 42720, 1800 nucleotides. It is a transcript of the gene CTA9, whose product is annotated as Cta9p. The record is from RefSeq and is a predicted model, not a curated record. NCBI's taxonomy places the organism in Eukaryota, Fungi, Ascomycota, Pichiomycetes, Serinales, Metschnikowiaceae.